Xenopus tropicalis (tropical clawed frog) is the source of this 838-nucleotide messenger RNA. RefSeq names its product SFT2 domain containing 2 (gene sft2d2). The transcript has 8 exons. NCBI's taxonomy places the organism in Eukaryota, Metazoa, Chordata, Amphibia, Anura, Pipidae. Gene Ontology annotation, cellular component: cytoplasm; membrane; endomembrane system. Gene Ontology annotation, biological process: vesicle-mediated transport. The coding region runs from base 94 to 576 and encodes 160 amino acids. The record is from RefSeq and is marked provisional.
ACGACAUCUCUGUUCUAUUGACACUGAAUACCUGUUGCACCUGAAAGGAAGAAAUAUCCUGUUACACCAGCUGGGCUACGCAAACACACAGCCAUGGAUAAGCUGAAGAAAGUCCUAAGUGGGCAGGAUAACGAGGAGAGGAACGGGUUUGAAGAGGUAAUAGAGACAAGUUCACUAAGCUGGGGUACAAGAAUCAAAGGCUUUAUCGCUUGCUUUGUGAUUGGUGUUGCUUGCUCCAUUCUGGGUACUUGCCUCCUUUGGGUUCCAGGGAAGGGAUUGGCACUGUUUGCAAUUUUUUACACUAUUGGAAAUGUAUCAUCUCUUGGAAGCACAUUCUUUCUCAUGGGUCCUUUGAAGCAAUUAAAAAAGAUGUUUGAGAUGACUCGUUUAAUCGCCACAAUUGUUAUGUUGCUUUGUCUGAUAUUAACGUUAUGUGCUGCUCUAUGGUGGAAGAUCAAAGGGCUUGCAUUAUUGUUCUGUAUUUUGCAGUUUUUUGCGAUGGCAUGGUACAGCAUUUCAUUCAUCCCAUUUGCAAGAGAUGCUGUGAAGAAAUGCUUUUCAACAUGUAUUUCAUAAAUGAGAUACAUAUACUCUAAAUGCCUUAAAGAAGAUUUUAACAGCCUUAUAUAAUUUGUCAAUAUUUUUUCUGUAAAAAUGUAUUUUAUAGGAUGUAAUUAUUUUCUAGAUGUUUCUAUUUUAAUUUUAAAUUUGGUAUAUUAUAAUAAACAUUCCAUAAUAUUUUGCCAUAUUUGUAAGAUAUUACUGUUAUUUAUAGAAACUUAUAAGGUGUAGGAACUUGACAACCAAUAAAAAAAACUAAUUUUUAAACUUUAAAAAA